Boeremia exigua is the source of this 539-nucleotide messenger RNA. RefSeq lists its product as uncharacterized. The transcript has a single exon. The record is from RefSeq and is a predicted model, not a curated record. Lineage: Eukaryota; Fungi; Ascomycota; Dothideomycetes; Pleosporales; Didymellaceae. The coding region runs from base 111 to 419 and encodes 102 amino acids.
UGUCCUUCUUGGCCGCGAUAGAGGGCACGAGUGCCAAUAGCGCCGGCAGCAGCAGGCCUGUGUUAUACCGCAUGAUGCAUAGAGGCGAUAAAGACUGUGGAUGGUGAAGGAUGGGUUGGAUGUGUGCUUAUUUGACAGCUGGCUGCUUGCCGUCUGUAGCCUGGUCGAGCUGGAAGCAACGGCUUGGCACUGCUGAAACAACUGGACGCGACGCAACGGAGAAGCUGUGGCAAAGCUUAGGUAAGAUACUCUCAGGUAGAACCUGUAUUAACCAGACAAAUGUGACAAUGGAACCGGAACGUGCCCAAGAAACCGAUGCUGUCGAACGACAGCUGAUUUCUGAGAGUUACUGCUGGUGCUGGCGAUGCGCGGAGUUCCGCAUUCGUCAUCCCUACAAUUGGAUCGUCGUCACUACAUAAGCACGCAGCAUUUACCACGCGCGAGCAUGGUAGAUGUUCGCCGUGAACCUAAUCGAACUUUUCCGUCUUGUAUAUACCUGUCCUUGAGGUCCUUGAACGUUUUGUUAUUUGCGUCAAGGA